AUGUCUGCAAAGUCGCGCUGGGCAGACGACGACCCAGAAACCGAGGCCAUUGUCGCGCAACGCAAGCGCGAAAAGGAAGAAAAGAAACGCGCCAAAGCCGAGAAGCAGCGCCAGCUCGAAGCCAGCAAAGCUCAACCGACGGCCCAUUCUGCCGAUGGCGCCCAGGGACCCAAUGGGGAAUCAGGACCCCCGAAAAAGCGCCGCAGACUCUCAAAUGACCCCGAGGCUCCUGGUGCUGGUGAUAUCCCACAGAACGACGCGCAAAAGGGGGAGAAGAAGCGGUCGAGCUUGCUGCGGUUCCCUGUGCGCGAAUGGGGAAAUUGCAGGCAUGUGGACAACUUCGAGAGAUUGAAUCAUAUUGAGGAAGGCUCGUACGGAUGGGUUUCUCGGGCCAAGGAUAUCACAACGGGCGAGGUGGUCGCGCUGAAGAAAUUGAAGAUCGAGAAUUCGCCGGACGGGUUCCCGGUCACUGGUCUGCGGGAGAUUCAAACCCUCCUGGAGGCUCGGCAUCCAAACGUUGUUUAUCUACGAGAAGUGGUCAUGGGGAACAAGAUGGACGAGUGGGUUCCCUCGACCGGUGCAUUGCAUUGGAUGAAUCGGCAGCUAACCAGAUCUCUGAACAGUGUCUACCUAGUAAUGGAUUUCCUCGAGCACGACCUUAAAACACUCCUUGACGAUAUGCGCGAGCCAUUCCUUCCCUCGGAGAUCAAAACACUUCUUUUACAGGUCGUGGGCGGCCUUGAGUUCCUCCACUCGCAAUGGAUCAUGCACCGCGAUCUCAAGACAUCAAAUCUCCUCAUGAACAAUCGCGGCGAGAUCAAGCUCGCUGAUUUCGGCAUGGCUCGGUACUACGGAGACCCACCGCCCAAGCUGACCCAACUCGUCGUGACACUAUGGUAUCGGUCACCGGAGCUACUGCUAGGUGCCGACAAGUACGGUCCGGAGAUUGACAUGUGGAGCAUCGGGUGUAUCUUUGGUGAACUUCUUACCAAGGAACCUCUGCUACAAGGCAAGAAUGAAGUUGACCAGGUGUCCAAGAUUUUUGCCUUGACGGGUCCUCCGAAUCAGCAGAUCUGGCCGGGCUUCCGCUCUCUGCCAAAUGCCAAAUCACUAAAGAUACCUUCUACCUCAAAUUCGCCGGCUGGGAACCCUCCCAUGUUGCCUCGUUCCAGAUUCCCGUACUUGACUAAUGCAGGGUUGAGCCUAUUGUCCAGUUUAUUGGCCUUGAACCCCGCCAUGCGCCCGACCGCACAACAGUGUCUGACACAUGCCUAUUUCAAGGAAGAUCCACGCCCGAAGCCCAAAGAGAUGUUCCCGACCUACCCUUCUAAAGCAGGACUGGAGAAACGGAGACGCAACUACACACCCGAAGCUCCAAAACGGGGCCAGGAAGCACCCGAGCUGGACUUUGCGAGUGUGUUUGGAGGAGCCCCGGGAGGAGACUCCGGGGAGACGGGUGCUGGCUUCGCACUGCGUCUGGGAUAG
Messenger RNA from Penicillium maclennaniae, 1485 nucleotides. RefSeq lists its product as uncharacterized. The record is from RefSeq and is a predicted model, not a curated record. Bases 1 to 1485 code for a protein of 494 amino acids. The transcript has a single exon. Gene Ontology annotation, biological process: regulation of mitotic cell cycle; protein phosphorylation. NCBI's taxonomy places the organism in Eukaryota, Fungi, Ascomycota, Eurotiomycetes, Eurotiales, Aspergillaceae. Gene Ontology annotation, molecular function: ATP binding; cyclin-dependent protein serine/threonine kinase activity. Gene Ontology annotation, cellular component: nucleus.